AUGCUGCCGGCGACGUUUGCCACGUGCAUCACUGUGGUUGCGAAUGCAACCUUCAACUACGUCUUCAUCUAUGGCUACGGCUCGUUUGAGGGCCUCGGGUUUAUCGGCACUGGCCCCGUUUUGUGCCUGGCUGUCACGCCGCCUGCCGCUCUGACCGUCUUCACGCUGUAUGCUGUUGUCAUAAGAGGCUACCACAAGGACUAUUGGUUUGGUUGGUCGAUGCAGUCAAUUAGCUGGGGGCGUCUCCACACCUUCCUCGAGCUCGGCACUCCGACGGCCCUUUCCGCCGUCGUUGAUUCCCUCUCCGGCGCCGUCGCGGGCUCGUUUGCGGGAUUGGCAGGCACGUCUGUUGCUGCAGCUCAAAACGUCUGCACGGGCUUGUUCAGCCUGUCGUAUUCGACGGUGUCCGGAUUCUCGACGGCAACGCAGAUCCGGCGCGCGCAUGACAGUGGCAAGCCGGAGUCUGCAAAAAGAAUCCUCAAGCUUGGCUCAGCGACGCUGCUCCUCGGUGGCGUCGUCGUUUGCCUCGUGCUCGGUGUCGCGCACAACAAGGUGUGGCAGAUUUGGAGCUCGGACCCCGAGCUCAUCGCUCUGUGCAACUCAACGCUCGUUGCCUUUAUGGCCUCGGUGAUGACGUGCUACUGCCGAUUUCUUCUCGCAGUUGUCAGUGUGUCGCUCGGGCCGAAGGAGGCGCGAGUCAACCUCGUUGCCAACAACAUUGCCUCGUGGCUGAUCUACAUCCCGCUUGCGUACAUCAUGCCCAUCAAAUGGGGCUGGGGCUUGCCCGGCUUUUGGUGGUCCGACUGGUCCGGCGAGAUCUUCAAGGUGGUGGUGCUUUCGUGGUCGGUCAGCCAGGUCGAUUGGGCGCAGGCGUCUCGCGAAGCUCAGGAGAGGGCGGGGAUGGACGUGAAGCAGGCGACGAUCGUUGCCAUGUCACGAGCAAGCCAGGUCGCCUUCAGCACACGGGCGAGCUUGGUCGCCUGA
Emiliania huxleyi CCMP1516 is the source of this 984-nucleotide messenger RNA. RefSeq lists its product as hypothetical. Gene Ontology annotation, biological process: transmembrane transport. NCBI's taxonomy places the organism in Eukaryota, Haptophyta, Isochrysidales, Noelaerhabdaceae. The transcript has 9 exons. Gene Ontology annotation, molecular function: antiporter activity; xenobiotic transmembrane transporter activity. Gene Ontology annotation, cellular component: plasma membrane. The record is from RefSeq and is a predicted model, not a curated record. The coding region runs from base 1 to 984 and encodes 327 amino acids.